ACCUAGCCUGUCUUGCCUGUGGGAGAGAGAGAGAGAGAGGAGGGGGGGCAAAGUGAGCGGGUGUGUUAUCUAUCUGAGACUCGGAGGGGAGCGAUCGAGGAGGCUUUUGCAAGGUGGCGCCCUCAAGUUCUGGCUGCAGACUUCCCCAUCUUAAGCCAGUCUGAGUCGAUCCAUGGGGGACUGGCAGCCAAAAGGUUAAAGCAAAGAGCGGGCAGUCCGAAAUGUCCAAUUGACUCCCUAUAUAUCCCGUGCAAGCCCUUGCUUCCAGGCGUCAUCUCCGUGUUCAGCGUGUACAUCUGAUACGACUGACGGAGGGAUUCCAACGUUGGGUUCGUGUAUUCAUUUCAUAAAAUUGCAAGGGUUUGGGAGGAAGGGCACAUCAGACUUUAAAAAUUUUCUAGAGUAAAAGUUAUCAUACAGAAGUAAACAUGCCUUCUGAAAUGGGAAAAACAGACAUGGAGAGGAUUGGCCUCUUUAGCGAAAUGGAAUAUAUUAGUAUUGGAGAUAAAUACGUCUCGCCAUUUAACCGCCCUUUUAAUGAAGCUGCAAGCAAGAAUAAACAAAUGCUACCAGGAGGCAUUAAAGAGAAAGGAGCCACCCAAGCAGGAUAUUUUGAUCCUCAGUUUUCAAGAGUUUUUGAAGGGGAAAGUUAUUCAAAUCCUGUUCAGUUAAGGAGAAGAUACCGAUUGGCUGAGGCAAAAAAAAAUCUAGGAGCCAGACCCUUUCUUCCCAGUAAUGGAGAUAAAUUUCCGUGUGGCAUAGGAACCUACUACGGAACAAUUGGUGGCCCAUGUCCCUUCUUCAGUGCACAAUUGAAAGAUAAGAUUGCAUAUGUACAACCAGGGAAAAAUCUCUAUACCAGUCCAGGGAAGAAAGGAACUGGCUAUGGGUAUCCAAAUCUCACCAUAGGUAAACCAUACACACAUUCAGUUGAAUUGUAUGACAUAGGAAGAAUAAAUUUUAAGAAACUAUCUGAAGAACAUCGCAAUCUGAUGAAAGGUGGACCAUUCAAGCUAAAUCUUUAUCCCCGAGAAUAUUUCGAUACAAAUCCUUACCAUGAUGAAGGGCCGGUUCCUCCACCAAAAAGGCAACCUGCAAAAGUACCCAUUCCACACCCUUUCAAGCCAAGUUCUCCAGCAAAAAAGCCAGGAGGCAUGAAAGCAGGCACAUUUGAUCCAUUUCCAACUCAUUCUACAGAUCCAUAUGGUGUUAGAAUGCCUAGGGCUUCCACAACUAAUAAACAAGGACAAGUAUUUCACCCCAGUCCUGGUUCUAAGAGCAGACCAGUAAGAAGUAUUAUGGCCUUAAACAUUGAAAAAUCAUUAAAUGUAACUAAUUACACAAAUCCCCGUGUGAUAUCAUAUUAGCUGCACAAAAGCAAAGUGAAGGAAUGAACUUUCUGGACUGCAAACAGUAACAGCUCAAGUAAAUAAAAGUUUUGUGGCUGAGGGAAAUGUGUCAGAUAUAGCUAUCUGCCUUCGUUUUAUAAGAACUAAUUGAUAGUAUAGUUAUUGAUGUAUAUAUAAAAUGAAAUUUAAAUUUUGAUAUGUUAUGCUAUCGGAUAGUAUUUUUUCUGGUGAGGGUUUUUUUAGCCAUGAAAAGAACUAAUACUAUUAUUUAUAAUUGUCCUGUGUCUUUUUUUAUCUGAACAUAGUCAUUAAAUAAUUGCUCUAUUAAAACAAACUUCUCUGAAUUGUAAUUGCUCUCAAAUGAAAAUGACUAAUAACCUGGGCAACUCUACAUUGAAAUAAAUAUUUUUCAGUCAUUUAAAAUGAAAGCUGAGAAUUUUAUUUCUUAGUAUCACUGUCUGGAAUGAGACAUGCUAGCCUCCUUUUCCAAUUUAGAGUUUUUAAAGCCUUACAGUGGGUGAAAAGUCCCAAGUUUUCUUUUUGCUGUCUCCCAAUAGUGUGCAGUAAAAGUCAUCCAGUGAGUUAUUGAAUCCUAGUUUGUGAUGGAAAUGAAAAAACUAAAAAAUCAAUUUUAGUCAUGUAUGUAUUUUAUCUCUAGAUAACAAAUAAGAGUUAUCUGUCUGCAAAUACCAGUCCUGGGAAGCAUAAAGGAGAGAAUGCUCCCUUUCUUUCAUACUAAUGAGCAUUUUGCUGACUACUGGUUGUUUGCUA
Molecule: messenger RNA, 2120 nt
Organism: Pseudonaja textilis
Lineage: Eukaryota; Metazoa; Chordata; Lepidosauria; Squamata; Elapidae
Source: RefSeq, a predicted model, not a curated record